Molecule: messenger RNA, 951 nt
Organism: Hydra vulgaris (swiftwater hydra)
Lineage: Eukaryota; Metazoa; Cnidaria; Hydrozoa; Anthoathecata; Hydridae
Source: RefSeq, a predicted model, not a curated record
AUGAAUAUUUGGUGUUUUUUAUUAAUUAUUUUGUAUUUGUGCCAAAUAGAGAAAUCUUUAUCCAACUUAGAAAGGUGUCCACUUAUUUCUGGAAAUUCUAUAGAAAGUAGUAAUUUAACAACAGAUCUGCUUAUAUGGAGCCAAUUACAUUCGUAUAACAUUCAUAUUACAAAUAUCGAUUUAUUGAGUACAAGAGGUCGUUCUUCUUGUUGUGAAGAGAUAGAUUGCUACAAACAUGUUGUAAGAAGUGAAGGUCUGGUCUGUAAAAAUUCCACUAAUUGCAAAUUAGGCUGUCAGUUCUUCAGCAAUAUUACAAACACCUCAGAACCAAAUGAUAGCAAUAAUGAAAACAAACCUUAUGUAAAUUCUACAUAUGAAGUAGUUGCGACUAAGAUUCAAUAUUUAAAAGUUACUUUCAACUGGCCAAUAAUUUUAUCAAACAACAAUAAAAUAAAGAGCAUUUAUAUAAUUACAAUAACAUUUAUAAAUGAAAAGACAGAAUGGAUUUUGGGUUUAGUGAGUGAAAACACGUUUACAGUUGAAGAGAAUUUUCUUUGUAGUAAUCUUAAUAAAUAUGUGGAAGGAUCAGAAUUUCAGUUAAACGUGUAUCCAAUUAACUUUAAAGGAUACAAUCAAACCAUCAAGUUAUCUUCAAAUUAUACAACUUUUGCUAGUUUCGGAUUAACAAAUUUUUCAAUUAGUGGUCCAAUAUAUAAACGAAUCGAAAAUGAAUAUCAAAAUUUUAUACGAUUGGUUUGGAAAGUCCAAUGGAAUAAUCAAAAAAUCUGCUGCAAACUUCUAGAGCGUAUUGUAACAGAGUGUUUAACCAAGUAUCUAUCUGUUAAAAGUUUUUUAUCUCUAAAUCAGCACAGAUUUGUUCCAAAUAAAUUAUCUACUACAAAUUUAUUACAAACUGUAGAUCAGAUAUCAUAUGCAAUUGAAAGAGGUUAA